Acanthosepion pharaonis is the source of this 1341-nucleotide messenger RNA. NCBI's taxonomy places the organism in Eukaryota, Metazoa, Mollusca, Cephalopoda, Sepiida, Sepiidae. The record is from the annotation of a GenBank genome assembly.
AUGCGCAGUACAACUUUCAUUUUGUUUUUCUAUCGUUCCUUUUUUUAUAUUUUUUUUCUUUUUCCUGUUUUUACUUCCAACCCCCUUCCUUCAUCUUUGACCUCCUCCCCCUCUUACUUCUCCUCUUUAUUUCCCACUUUUUUUCCUCCGUCCCUUCGCUCAUCCUGUCCUUUGCUUCCUUCUUUAAUUUCUAGUCCCACUGCAGUUUUUCUUUUCUCCUUCUCCUUCUUCCCUGUCGCUGUUAUUGUUAUCGUCGUCUCAUUAUUAUUUGAAACCAUUUGUUAUUCUUUUUUUAUUCUUCUUUCACCUUCUUUCUUAUUUUUCUUUCUUUCUUUCUUUCUUUCUUUCUUUCAUUUUCUUUUUUCUUCCUCUUUUUCUUUCUUUCUUUCUUUCUUUCUUCUACUUCUUCCAUUUUCUUUUUUCUUCCUCUUUUUCUUUCUUUCUUUCUUUCUUUUUUUCUUUCUUUCUUUCUUCUACUUCUUCUUCCAUUUUCUUUUUUCUUCCUCUUUUUCUUUCGUAUUUCCUCUUCUUUCUUAUUCUUUCUUUCUUCCUCCUUCUUCAUCCUUCUUCUUUUUCCUUCUUUCUUCAUAUUUCUCCUUCUUUCUACUUUCUUACUUCUUUUUCUUUUUUUACUUCUUGCUCUCCUUUUUUCGCUUCCUUUCCAUUUUCUUCAUCUUCUUCCUUUUAUAUUUUCCUUCUUUCUCCUUAUCCCUUCUUCUUCCUUCUUAUUUCUUUUUUUUUUUCCUAUUUUCUUCCUCUCCUGCUUUCUCCCAUCCUGUUUUUUCUUCUUCUUCUCCUUCUUUUUCUUCACCACUGCAUAAUGUAUUACUCACUUCAUUUUUUCUAAUAUUUUUUCAUUUUUUCUUCUUCUUCUUCUUCUUCUUCUUCUUCUUUCCUUUACUCCAUUAUUUCCAACUGUUGUUCGUAUCUUUUUCUUAUCAAUUAAUAAUUUUUGUUUUUAUUCUUGCUUCCUUCAUCUGUUCCUCCCACCCUAUUUCACAUUUACUCUCUCUUCUUCUUCGUCGUCGUCGGCGUCUUCUUCUUCUUCUUCUUCUUCUUCUUCUUCUUCUUCUUCUUCUUCUUCACAGCUGCCGAAUGUAUUACUUCAUUUUUCCUAACAUUUUUUCAUUUUAUUUCUUCCUUUUUUCUAUGUUUUCUUCUUUUUCUUCUUCUUCUUCUAUUUCUUCUUCCACCUCCUCUUCUUCUUCCUCCUCCUCCUCCUCCUUUUCUUCUUCUUCUUCUUCUUCUUCACCACUGCCGAAUUCUCUCCUCUUUCCUCACCAUUUCAAACUGACCCUUUUUUUUUUUCACUCUCUCACAACCUACUCCUUUCUCCAUUAG